Molecule: messenger RNA, 2512 nt
Organism: Gambusia affinis (western mosquitofish)
Lineage: Eukaryota; Metazoa; Chordata; Actinopteri; Cyprinodontiformes; Poeciliidae
Product: zinc finger CCHC domain-containing protein 7-like
Exons: 8
Coding region: 480-1940 (486 amino acids)
Molecular function (GO): nucleic acid binding; zinc ion binding
Source: RefSeq, a predicted model, not a curated record
GUAACUCCGGAUUUGUUUUUGGCUGUCCAACUUUUUCCGGAAACGCCGGUUAAGUAAUUCAAAUCACAACCACAUGUACACAAACUUGCUUACUGGGAACUAUAUUUGUCUCUGCUUUGUGGUAGGAAUGCGUUUUGAGUUAACAGAGGUAAUCGCUACCGAGAUGCAGUCAAAUAAAUUAGUGUUCCACACAAAAGCGCCUUUGUUUUGACAUGGUAUUAGCCGUGUUUGCAAUGUAGCUUUCUUGCUAGGUGCUAGUGUUGUACUGCCUUGCCUUAGCGUGUUUAUGAUAUGUUCGAAACAUUUACAGAACAUCCUUUAAAGUAUUUUAAAAAAAAUAACAAGUUUUAAGACAACUUGAUCCAAUUUAAUUUCGGUUGGGGUAAGAAUUGAGAAGUGGUAGUUUAAUGUCCCGCGCUGCUUAGCUGCAAUACACGACUUCACCAUUGAGCGGCACUGCGUAGCCUGUAGAUUGUACUAUGAACUCUGUCAAUAAAAAUGAAGUAUCGGAUGGUAAAGGAAAUGACAAAGACCACCUUUUCUUCAUUGAGGACUCCAUCACUUCAGAGAGUGGAGAAGAGACGUUUUCUGGUUACAUGAAACAUGAGAAAAGCGCCAAGCUGUUUUCACAGCUCAGCAGAGACAGCUCUCCUCCGCUGCUCCUUGCUUUCUCCAUCACCUCUGGAAAGAUUAGGCAGGACACCAGCAGUAUCUCCAGUGCUGGUUCACAGGAGCAGCUGGAAGAGGACAGCGAUCAGCCUAUUGAGGAGUGGAUGAUCCUGGAUGGAGAGGAGCAGGCGGAGGACCCAAGCAUCCAGCUCAAUCUCGGCUGCUGGGAGAGCUCUGAGGAGGAUGUUGAAGAUGAAGGUAUGACAGACAAAAAAGUGAAAUUAGGAGGAGAUACCUGGGCUGUCUCAGACAAAGACAAGUAUGGAGGCACUCAAUCUCUGGGCAGUCGCUAUUUCAUGGCUGGUCGUUCAUCCCCCUGUAACAUCUGCAACAGGAUGGGACACGUUGCCAGACGUUGCUACUUUCACAAGAAAAGUCCCACUUGUGUUCUUUGUGGCGUCCAGGGCCACGUCCAAAGAGACUGUCCGAGCCGGCCCUGUUCCACUUGUGGGCUCCCCUCGCAUGCCCUCAACCCCUGCAGAGUGCCUCCAGUGUGGAAGCAGCACUGCCAGCGCUGCGGCGUGACUGGCCACAUGUUUGAUGCCUGCCCAGAUUUAUGGCGACAAUACCACCUGACUGUCAAGUUAGGGGUUCCUUUCAGACCCAGAAAUGCCUUCAAUCUCAAACAUAAGAGCCACCAUGCUCAUUGCUACAACUGCUCAAAAAGGGGACACUUUGGUCAUGAGUGCACAAAGAGGAGGAUGAUUAGUGGCACUUUUCCCUCACUGCCUUAUGUUUGUUAUUAUGACACUCUGGAUGACAUUCUCCACCAGAAUGCCCCGACGCUCACACCAGCCAAAGACCUUAGGAGUGCUGGACCCCUAACUUCACAGCAGGAAUGUUGCAAAGAUACGCCAUUGGUGCAGGGAAGCAGCAGGACAAAGCUGGAGCCUGGCGCUCAUCCUGGAAGGAGGAAGACCUGGCCUGAAAGGCGCAGAGAGAGGCGUGAAGUGAAGCGACUGAGGAGGGAGGCCCAGGCUAAGCGGGAAGGAGGAUUUCUGGGGAGGCAUUUUUGCACCAUUGAUGAUGCAGUUUGCCCCGCUGACCCCUAUAGACCCGUUCUACGCAGUCAUAGAGAGUCCAAAACCUCUCAGGAGAACAAAAAGAGAGAGGAGAAAGCUGGGAAGAAGAGCAGGAAAAGCAGAGAGGCAGAGAAGUGGAGAAAAAGAGGGGGGAUAAAACGCAGGGAUUUGCAUCCACAUGGUGACAUUGACAUUGGAAGUGAAAACCUUCUGUCUCCAAAGCAGAGAGUGCGCCACCGAAGGAGAUGAAAGGUGAUAUAAAAUUUUGCCCUUUUAGUGGCAUUAAAUGUUCUUUCCAAUUUAUUUAUAAUUUGUAUUUAAUAAUGCGGAAAAAAAACAUUGAUGAAAGAUUAAUUGAAUCAAGUGUGAAAGUAGCUUAAGCCUUUUUUCCAGUUUUGUGAAAGUUUAUAUUUAUGUUUUAAAAUUUUUUAAGAACUAUUAAUGUUAUAAAUAUUAAAGCCUUACAAAUGGAUUCAAUUCAUGUCAAUUCAUAUUUAUUAUACAUUUAAUUUUUUUUUAAUUUGCUAUGGUUAUUUUCUUCCUUUUCAUUUCUACUAUGCAGCAAGAGUGAACAUUUGAACUGAAAUACAGUUUAAGUUUGUUUAAACUGAGGUUGCAUGAUUUCAUGUUGUCAUCUGCACAUGUAGAGUUAAAAUCUGGUUUUAAAACAUUGACAAUUUUAAAAUAUCUACCAUUUACUAUAGAAACCAGCCUUUAAUCGGGCUGCAUUGAGGAUUUAAGGUGGAUUUUUGCUACUUUAAUUGCUAUUAGAAUAUGAUUACGAGAUUUAGUUAGCGUUUUUACUCCUGGCACAUGGACAU